UUAAUACAUAUGUAAUAUAUACAUAAGAUACAUAUAUCGUAAUAUAUAUGUAACAUGCUACCCAGAUCCCUCUUCCAGGAAUGAGACGCUAGUCCCCCCCAAGCUGUCUGGAAUGCUGACUGCUGGUGGCUUCUGGUUGAUUUCUUCAGAAUUUCACUCUGCCCAAGGCAACUGUCUCACCCAAGGUGAGGCCCCCCCACUCUCUGGUGGCAGCCUGAAUCCAGUGACUGGUCAGUGCUGAAAUACCAAGGUCCAACCUCCUUGCCUCAAUUCGGUAUAACUCUGAAGGACAGCCUGAGUUCCAUACCUCAUUUUAGGAUUAGCAGAGGCUGCUGUUGCAACUCUACUUUAACUUCUUUCUGUGCCCAGCCCUGCUUCUCAGUCUUUCACAUGUGUGGUUCCCAAGAGCCUUCCCCAGCAUACCUGCACAGUCUCCUCCGACUCUCUUUCCUGGGACACUCUCUUUUAACAUUAUUGUUAAGUAGGAAUGAUCAUGUAAAUUGCUUAGCCCAAAUUUCAGCACACAGUUGGCACUCAGGAAACGGUAGCUAUGAUUUACCUUCAUUACAUGGCACGUUGAGCCAUGUGAGCCGUGUAAGGAAAAUGUUUGGUUUUUGUAGAAGGUACAGAUAUAUUUUUUCAUAUGGUCGUUUCUCUUAGCAGUCUUCAUAAAGCUAAGAAUAGAAUAUAAAAAUUCUACCAAAUGAGCUAUAAAAAUAGUUAUGAUUGCCUGAAUUUAUUUCUAACAACUUCCUAACUAAGUUCAGAUCACCCAGGAUAGUUGCUUUUAAUAAAACAUGCUUAUUUUCAGGUUUUUCUUAGAAAGGAUAUGUGUCAGGAUAUGAAGAUGUAUUCUGUUCUUGCAUUGGUGACCUGUAGUUUACACUGUGUAAAUGCAAAAAAUAUAUAUUUUUUGAAUGUUUACAUUUUCACAAGUUAAUGAAUCUGGAUUUAAUGUUUGUACCCAGAGGUCUUGAGAGAAGAUUUCAGAUAACCUUAGUUUUUGUAUGAUUUUAUCUGCCUAUCAGGAUUCUUUUUCUCAUAACCAAAUGUGUAAAAUCUACUAAUGGAAACAUCUCUAUUAUAGGUUAUCUUUGCACUAUAGAUGGUAGUUUUUAGUGAGAAAAUAACUACAGAACUGAGAGAAUCACAUGGUCAACAGAUGAAAGGAAUAAAGUGGCCUACUGCUUCAGGGGAAGCCUGCUCUGCACAGUCUCCCUUUUAAACAUUGGUCUCAUGAAUGGAAACACCUUCGUAUUUGGGAAGCAAUACGAUGUUGUAAUGGUAAAGCUGUGUGCGGAUUUUUGAGGUGGCGGGGGGGUUUUAAUUUUUAGACAUGGUUGUCCAUGGAAUAAUUAGUUCGUAGUGGAGGGUGUUUGGGAGUACUUUAAUGAAGACUGGUUCUCCCCUGCUAUGCCAGAAAUAUUUUAGAUAAUUUUCUUGCAUGUGUUUUAGAUAUCACAUACUAAUAAAAGUAUCAUUUUUAGUGUAUCUGAAUACCUCUUUGAUGUAGUCCCCCAAGAUGUGAACUGAGAAAAAGAUUCAAAGAGGUGCUGACUUAGCAACUUCAGAGGUAAUGUAGGAGGUCAAAUGAAAAUAGCCUCUAAUCCCAGUCAGUUCUUUGCCAACAACUGAUUUUUUUUUUUUCCCUUUCAGGUGAGGAGGAAGUUCUAGACAAAUAGUGUUAUCUGCUAUCUUUGGUGACUGUAGCUACUACCUAUUGCUGCUUAUAUACUGAAAUAGUUCAGUAUACCCUACUUUUUUGACCUUUAUUGUUGUAAAUAGAAAAGCACCUGAGAAUUCCUUGUCUUGAAGGAUUCUUGUACCCUAAAGAAGCUCUUAUACAUGAACAUGCAUGCUAGGUGUGACCUUUACAAGUAUUACUGCUCAUCUGAGAUCAUUGUAUGAGUGUCCAUGAGAAGCACACAUAGCAUAGGGUCAGAAGCUUUAUGGUUACAUGAAUUGAGUUCCUUGAGCCAUGGAAGAUGUUUGUUUUUAACAAUUAGUAUUGUCCUUCUUUAGGGUUUUUUUCUUAGUAAUCUGAAUGGGCAUGACGCUCAGCUGCUAGCAUGAAGGAACCUAGAAAACUUAGAACUUGAUAUUCAUUGACAAUCAAAAUUUCCUGAAUUUUAUAUUUUUUUAAAGUUUUGUUUUUACUUUCUUUUAUUUUUUAUUUUUAUUUUUUGAGACAGAGUCUCACUCUGUCACUCAGGCUGGAGUGCAGUGACACAGUCUCAGCUCACUGCAACCUCUCCCUCCUGGGUUCAAGCAAUUCUCAUGCCUCAGCCUCCCGAGUAGCUGGGACUACAGGUGUGCAUCACCACACUCGGCUAAUUUUUGUAUUUUUAGAAGAGACAGGGUAUCUCCUGUUGGCCAGGCUGGUCUAGAACUCCUGGCCUCAAGCCAUCUGCCUGCCUUGGCCUCCAAAAGUGCUGGGAUUAUAGGCUUGAGCCACUGGACCUGGCCCUGAAUUAUUAAUAUAUAUUCUAGGCAAGAAUCUCUUCUCAUGGAGGCAGUAUUGACCAGUUAUAAACACAAAGUGAGUGAGUCAUUGAUAGCCAGAUUCAGAAUGAAGUGCAAGCUGAUAGGAUUCAGUCCUGGACAGUUCCCCACAAAGACUGAGGCUCCAGAGAGCUGGUUCGAUGCCCAGAACUGAAUGCUGUGCUCCAGCUGUGGCCUCACCGGUGCUGAAUAGAGAGGAAGAGCCACCUUCAUAGCUUACAUGAGCUGGAGUCAGAUGGCAGCACUAUGGAGGACUAUUCACAGGAGGACUGGGGAAACCACAGUCAGGAUCUCCAUGGCUAUCCAACAGAUCAGGAAUUGGAUGAAAUACCUGUCACAAAGAGAACAUUAAAAAUAAAACAAGAGUCUUCUGAAGAAGCACAGAAGAGAGACAUCAUGCAGAAUAUUGUACAGAUUUUGGAAUCGGUACAGUUGAAAUGGGAACUUUUUCAGAGCUGGACAGACUUUUCAAGGCUCCAUCUUUCUAAUAAACUGGCCAUUUUUGGAAUUGGUUAUAACACCCGUUGGAAAGAGGAUAUCCGUUACCAUUAUGCUGAGAUCAGCUCCCAGGUGCCCCUUGGCAAGCGACUUCGGGAGUACUUCAACUCUGAGAAGCCUGAAGGACGGAUCAUUAUGACCCGAGUGCAGAAAAUGAACUGGAAAAAUGUUUACUACAAAUUUUUAGAGAUCACUAUUAGCGAAGCUAGGUGCUUGGAGCUGCACAUGGAAAUUGACUGGAUACCCAUUGCCCACUCCAAACCAACUGGUGGGAAUGUUGUUCAAUAUUUAUUGCCUGGGGGUAUUCCUAAAAGCCCAGGCCUUUAUGCCAUUGGCUAUGAAGAAUGUAUUGAGAGGCCCCUCUCACCACACAUGGAGCAACGUUCCCUGGACCCAGGAAAAGAGGGCCGGGUUGACCUGGAAACCCUUUCAGCACAAGCCUCAUUACAGGUGGAAAUAGAACCCACCCGAAUUAUCUAUUGCUACCUCGGGAUUGCUGAGGUCAGGACUCUACAGCAGUGCUUAUUUUUACAUUUCCAAGCGAAUACCAAAACCUUCAGCAAAGAUUGGGUUGGUAUUAACGGGUUUUUGUCUCAGAACUGUAUUGUGGAUCCCGGAGUUUCCCCCAAAUCCAUCUACAUCAAAUUUGUAGAAGUAGAGAGGGAUUUUCUUUCCGCAGGCUCUUUAGUUGAGUGCCUGGAAAAAGCCAUUGGAUACCCCUUAAAAUUUAACAACUGAAUGUCAUCCUUCAUAAGGAUUUGGGCUCUUAGCUUCUUCUUCUCUACUCACUUCCCAUUACCCGGACCACCCCUCAUCCAGAUGCCGCCAUCAGACUUCAUGGAAACCCUUUCUUCAAUUGGGCCAGUACGACUUCUAAGGAAUCAUAGUAGACUUGGGCCAGAAAAAACAGACCUCACCUGAAAAUGCUCAUUUUGAGCACGCAAGAUAUGUAGCGAACUUGCAUGGUGGGUCAGCUAUUUCUUUUUUAAAAACAGAAAAACAAUUUUUAAAUGGAUUUUAGAGCCCUAAUAUAAACAAAUGUAGGUACAUUCCAUAUUGGACAAAACUUAUACUUUGAGUUUCAUAUGAAAUUGAAAAAUUGUAUUUUUUUCACAAUGUUUCAUUUUUACACAUCUCUAUGUCUCUAUAUAAGUAAUAUUUACAACCCUGAAUAAAUAAGCAAUAGAUAAUGGCAAGUUAAAUCUUGAUUCACAGUUAAAAAGACUGUUUUUCAAUAUCACCCUUAGCUACUAUUGUAUAUAAUUUAGAUUUUCAUUUUUUUCACCAACCAAGUGUUUUGCUAUUUCCAAUCAGUAUUGCUUGCAAAGACCUUUGUUUCUGUGAUGUACCAACUUUACAGUUGUGUUGCCAUUUAAACCUUUUUUAAAAAAAAAAAAAAAUUAAAGUAAUUCCUGGCCCCUUGGCGUACUAGUUGAGCUUUUUGUAGCAGAGUGUGGCUGCACUGGCAGUGGGGGCUGCGCUCUGACUUGACUGCUAAGAAUGAAGAGAACAUACAGAGCAGGGUAUCUUCACAUCCUUUCAUUCUCUAUACCUCACUGACCAAUGUCAUUAUUUACUGUCAGAGUACCAAAGGUCACUGAACAUCUCAUUUUGUAAUUCUUUGAAAAAUGACUAAAAAUGACUAGGAUAAUCCUUUUGACCCUAAGUACAUCAAUUUGUAAAAGACUCAUUCCUCAUCUUUUACACUCAGUACUCAGGGGCAGCUCUCAAGGAGUACAACUGGAAAACUGAUGUAAUCUUGCUAUCUCUCAAAAGGAAGGAAGAUCCAGUAGAAACUUUUUUUUUUUUUUUUUAAGACAGGGUCUUGCUCUGUCACCCAGGCUGGAGUGCAGGAGUACAAUCAUAGCUCACUGCAGUCUCGAACUCCUGGGCUCAAGUAAUCCUCCUGCCUCAAAGCUUCCUGAGCAGCUGAAACUACAGGCUCAAGUGCCACCACGCCAGCAAUGUUUUUCACUUUUUUUUUUUCUUUUUUUGGUAGAGACAGGGAUGGUGCUAUGUUUCCACCGAGCUGGUCUCAAACUCUCGUCCUCAAGCAAUCCUCCCACCUUGGCUUCCCAAAGUGCCGAGAUUACAGGUGUGAGCCACUGGGGCCAGCCCAAAAGUAUUUUUUUAGGAGAGGGAAUUGAGAAGUAUGAGUCCAUUAGGAAGGUAACUGUCAUGUUUAAAUCUUUCAGAGAUUUCUAAUGGGCCAACCACCACUCCACUUAACAGGUUCGUACUCUUGGCUCAGAAUCGCUUACUAAUAGAGUAGUCAAGGAUCACUUUGGUCUCAUGGCAGGAAUUUGUUAGAUUGGUUAUUUAUCUUUAUGAUUUCCCAGCAUCUCUCAGGUGCUCUACUUUAAGUGAGCCGCAAAUCCAGGUAAGAACUCUCGUUCUUCUCAUUUUUCUGUACUAUUGAAGAUAUAGUUACAUAUUAACAAAAAGUGUUCUUUUCCUGCAGCCUGAAUGUUCUCAAAUCAGUGAUUUUCUCAUUCUGAUGCCUGUUGGUUGAUUGAUGCUUAUUUAUUUUUGUAGUAACUAGAGAGCUUAUAAUCAGUGAGAUGGCUUUUAUUUCUGUUAUUUGAGUCUGGGGUUAUGGAGUUGGGUACUAGUUCAGGGAGUAUAUAAAUAAAAUGAGAAUGUUUUGAGUGUA
Messenger RNA from Gorilla gorilla gorilla (western lowland gorilla), 5653 nucleotides. RefSeq names its product Myb/SANT DNA binding domain containing 2 (gene MSANTD2). The transcript has 5 exons. Lineage: Eukaryota; Metazoa; Chordata; Mammalia; Primates; Hominidae. Bases 2749 to 3738 code for a protein of 329 amino acids. The record is from RefSeq and is a predicted model, not a curated record.